This is a messenger RNA of Nicrophorus vespilloides, 918 nucleotides long. RefSeq names its product phytanoyl-CoA dioxygenase, peroxisomal-like. The record is from RefSeq and is a predicted model, not a curated record. The transcript has 7 exons. Gene Ontology annotation, biological process: fatty acid alpha-oxidation. Gene Ontology annotation, molecular function: phytanoyl-CoA dioxygenase activity. NCBI's taxonomy places the organism in Eukaryota, Metazoa, Arthropoda, Insecta, Coleoptera, Silphidae. Bases 1 to 900 code for a protein of 299 amino acids.
AUGGCUAGGACUUAUAAAUAUACUGUGGACUGUGGUUUUACCGAGACUCAACGGAUUUUCUACGAGGAGAAUGGAUAUAUUCUGUUCAAAAAACUUGUACCAGAAGGAGAUAUUGAUAUUUGCCAUCAGCGAUUCUUAGAUGUUUGUAAUGGUAAAGUUAAGGUUUUCACUGUUAUGCGGGAUAAAACGUUGAGAGACAAAGGAGAAACGCGCGGAGAAUAUUUAGUUAAUAAGAUACAAGAACUACUCGAGGAUGAUGUAUUCUACGAUUAUUACGCGGCUCAUCCAAGGGUAGUGGAAGUCAUCAAGAACAUAAUAGGUCCAAAUGUGACAGCUAUCCACUCCAUGUUAAUCAAUAAACCGCCACAUUCGAAUACCCAACAUUCCACUCAUCCAAUUCAUCAGGAUAUGUUCUAUUUCCCUUUCAAACCAGCCGAUAAGAUCGUCGGUUCGUGGACAGCAAUGGAAAAGAUUAACGUGGAGAACGGUGGUUUAUACGUGUUGCCUGGUACACACAAAGGUCCUUUAUUCCCGCACGGCAAUAGCGAGGAUUGUUCGAACGAAUUUUACCAUGGAGUGCGCGGUUUCGACCAUUUACCCAAACUACAUUUGACCAUGGAUAAAGGAGAUGCGUUAUUCUUCCAUCCGCAUUUGCUACACGGAUCCAGUCCGAACAUGUCUAAAAAUUUCAGGAAAGCAAUAUCAGUUCAUUAUGCAGACAGCAAUUGUACAUUUAUUAAUACAAAAGGGACGGUUCAGGAACGGAUGGCGAUGGAUUUUGAGAAAUUGGUGAAUGAAAAGUUCGGAGUAACUUGGGAUUAUAUUAACUUCUUUAAGAUGAAGAGUCGUUUGAUAAGCGGUAAACCUGGAAAAAUCCAAAGUAUGGACAGCCAUCUAUAAUAAUCGUAUAUGGUAAAA